Ochotona princeps (American pika) is the source of this 4245-nucleotide messenger RNA. RefSeq names its product apoptotic peptidase activating factor 1 (gene APAF1). Gene Ontology annotation, molecular function: protein binding; ADP binding. The coding region runs from base 327 to 4073 and encodes 1248 amino acids. Gene Ontology annotation, biological process: apoptotic signaling pathway; regulation of apoptotic process. The record is from RefSeq and is a predicted model, not a curated record. The transcript is spliced from 27 exons. Gene Ontology annotation, cellular component: apoptosome. NCBI's taxonomy places the organism in Eukaryota, Metazoa, Chordata, Mammalia, Lagomorpha, Ochotonidae.
GCCGCGGGAGGCCGGAGCCGCGGCCCGAGUGUCCCCUCCUCCCUUUGUGUCCAGGGGCGGGGUUCCCCGGAAGGGGACCCUGCAGGCUGUGGGGGGCGGGGGCCGGAGUCUGGCUUCCCUGUACCUGGAGGUGGGAAGGCCCAGGUGAGGCACCUGUGGGGCUCGGAGGCGCCUGGGGGGCGCUGGGCACUUGCAGGGGCUGCGCCCUUGGCUGUGCGCCCCUCUUGGGUAGCCCCCAUUGCCACUGUCUCCACCCGCCAGUAAGACCUCGGAUCCAAGGCUUGGCUCAUGAUUGACAGUUCAGAGAGAGAAAAAGUUGAGGGAGGAUGGAUGCAAAAGCUCGAAACUGUUUAUUACAACACAGAGAAGCUCUGGCCAAGGACAUCAAGACAUCCUGCAUCAUGGAUCACAUGAUUAGCGAUGGCGUUUUAACACUGUUGGAGGAGGAAAAAGUGAAAAAUGAGCUCACUCAGCGUCAACGAGCAGCUAUGCUAAUUCAAAUUAUACUUAAAAAAGAUAAUAAUUCCUAUAUAUCAUUCUACAAUGCUCUACUUUGUGAAGGGUAUAAAGAUCUUGCUGCCCUUCUCUGCAGUGGUAUUCCUGCUGUCACUUCUUCCAGUAGCAAAGAUAUAGCUGGUGGAAUGACUUCCUAUGUAAGGACAGUGCUGCGUGAAGGUGGGGUACCCCAGAGGCCGGUUGUCUUUGUUACAAGGAAGAAGCUGGUGAAUGCAAUUCAGCAGAAGCUGUUCAAGUUGAAUGGUGAACCGGGCUGGGUCACCAUAUAUGGAAUGGCAGGAUGUGGCAAGUCUGUAUUAGCUGCGGAAGCUGUUCGAGAUCAUUCUCUCUUAGAAGACUGUUUCCCAGGAGGAGUGCAUUGGGUUUCAGUUGGGCAGCAGGAUAAAUCUCAGCUUCUAAUGAAGCUACAGAAUCUUUGCACGCGAUUGGAUCAGGGCGACAGUUUGUUCCAGAGGCUUCCACUUAACAUUGAAGAGGCUAAAGACCGUCUCCGCUUUCUGAUGCUGCACAAACACCCAAGGUCUCUGUUGAUCUUGGAUGAUGUUUGGGAUCCUUGGGUGUUAAAAGCUUUUGACAAUCAAUGUCAGAUUCUUCUUACAACCAGAGAUAAGAGUGUUACAGAUUCAGUGAUGGGUCCUAAAUAUGUAGUUGCUGUGGAGAGUGGCCUAGGAACAGAAAAAGGACUUGAAAUUUUAUCCCUAUUUGUUAAUAUGAAGAAAACAGAUUUGCCAGAACAGGCUCAUAGUAUUAUAAAAGAAUGUAAAGGUUCGCCUCUUGUAGUGUCUUUAAUUGGUGCACUUUUACGUGAUUUUCCCAACCGCUGGGAGUAUUACCUCAGGCAGCUUCAGAAUAAGCAGUUUAAGAGAAUAAGGAAGUCUUCAUCUUACGAUUAUGAAGCUCUCGAUGAAGCCAUGUCCAUAAGUGUUGAUGUGCUCAGAGAAGACAUCAAGGAUUAUUACACAGAUCUUUCCAUCUUCCAGAAGGGUGUUAAGGUGCCUACAAAGGUGUUAUGUAUUCUGUGGGACAUGGAAACUGAAGAAGUGGAAGACAUACUGCAGGAGUUUGUUAAUAAAUCUCUCUUAUUUUGCGAUCGGAAUGGAAAGUCAUUUUGUUAUUAUUUACAUGAUCUGCAAGUGGACUUUCUUACAGAGAAAAAUCGUGGCCAGCUUCAGGAUCUGCAUAAAAAGAUGGUCACUCAGUUCCAGAGGUGUCGGCAGCCGUGCACUCUGUCCCCGGAUCAGGAGGACUGCAUGUACUGGUACAACUUUCUGGCCUACCACAUGGCCAGUGCCAACAUGCAUAAAGAACUUUCUGCUUUAAUGUUUUCUCUGAAUUGGAUCAAAGCAAAAACAGAACUUGUUGGCCCUGCUCAUCUGAUCCACGAAUUUGUGGAAUACAGGCAUAUAUUGGAUGAAAAGAACUGCGCAGUCUGUGAAAAUUUUCAGGAGUUUUUAUCUUUAAAUGGACACCUUCUUGGACGACAACCAUUUCCUAAUAUUAUACAACUGGGUCUCUGUGAACCGGAAACUUCAGAAGUGUAUCAGCAAGCCAAGCUGCAGGCCAAGCAGGAGGUCGAUGAUGGAAUGCUCUACCUGGAGUGGAUAAACAAAAAAGCCAUCAAGAAUCUCUCCCGCCUGGUUGUCCGCCCCCACACAGAUGCUGUUUACUGUGCUUGCUUUUCUGAGGACGGUCAGAAAAUAGCUUCCUGUGGAGCUGACAAAACCUUACAGGUGUUCAAAGCUGAAACAGGAGAGAAACUUCUAGAAAUCAAGGCUCAUGAAGAUGAAGUUCUUUGUUGUGCAUUCUCUACAGAUGGAAAAUUUAUAGCAACCUGUUCAGUGGACAGAAAAGUAAAGAUUUGGAAUUCUGUGACUGGGGAACUAGUACGUACUUACGAUGAGCACUCAGAGCAAGUCAACUGUUGCUGUUUCACCAACCACAGUCAGUACCUCCUCUUGGCCACUGGGUCAAACGACUUCUUCCUCAAACUCUGGGAUUUGAAUCAAAAUGAAUGCCGAAAUACGAUGUUUGGUCAUACCAAUUCAGUCAGUCACUGCAGAUUUUCCCCAGAUGAUAAACUGUUGUCUAGUUGUUCAGCUGAUGGAACAUUAAAGCUUUGGGAUGUGAAAUCAGCGAAUGAGAUGAAAAGCAUUAAUGUGAAGCAGUUUUUCCUAACCUCAGAGGACCCUCAAGACGAUAUGGAAGUAAUAGUGAAAUGUUGUGCGUGGUCUGCUGAUGGUUCUAGAAUAAUGGUGGCAGCAAAAAAUAAAAUCUUUUUUUUUGAUGUUCGUACCAGUGACCUAUUGGCAGAGAUCCAAACGGGCCGUCACAGCACCAUCCAAUACUGCGACUUCUCCCUCCACAACCACCUGGCAGUAGUGGCUCUGUCUCAGUACUGUGUGGAGUUGUGGAAUACGGAGUCAUGCUUAAAGGUGGCUGACUGCAGAGGACAUUUAAGUUGGGUUCAUGGUGUAACCUUUUCACCUGAUGGAUCAUCAUUCUUGACAUCUUCUGAUGACCAGACCAUCAGGGUCUGGGAAACAAAGAAGGUAUGUAAGAACUCUGCAAUAGUGUUAAAACAAGAAAUAGAUGUUGUUUUUCAAGAAAACAAAGUGAUGGUCCUUGCAGUGGAUGAUGUAAGACGUUUACAACUCAUUAAUGGAAGAACAGGUCAGAUUGAUUACCUGACUAAAGCUCACGUUAGCUGCUGCUGCUUAAGUCCACAUCUUCAGGAUGUUGCGCUUGGACAUGAAGAUGGAACCGUCAAGAUUUUAGAGCUUCCAAACAACAAAAUCUUCCAAUCCAGGAUUGGGCACAAGAAAGCUGUACAGCACAUCCGGUUCACAGUGGAUGGGAAGACUGUCAUUUCAAGUUCGGAUUCUGCGAUUCAGGUGUGGAAUCGGCAGUCAGAGGAAUAUGUCUUCCUACAAGCCCAUCAGGAAACUGUGACAGACUUUAGACUCCUGAAAAAGUCAAGACUGCUUUCUUGGUCAUUUGAUGGAACAGUUAAGGUAUGGAAUAUUAUUACUGGAAAAAUAGAGAAAGACUUUGUCUGCCACCAGGCUACAGUGCUUUCUUGUGCUGUUUCUUCCGACACUGCCAAGUUUUCUUCUACCUCGGCUGAUAAGACUGCAAAGAUUUGGAGUUUUGAACUCCUUACCCCUCUUCAUGAAUUGAGGGGCCACAGUGACUGCGUGCGCUGUUCUGCCUUUUCUGCGGACAGUUCCCUGCUGGCGACAGGAGAUGACAAGGGAGAGAUCAGGAUAUGGAAUGUUUCCAGUGGAGAGCUGCUUCACCUCUGUGCACCCAUCCCUGGAGAAGAGGGCGCUGCCACCCAUGGAGGCUGGGUGACCGACAUUUGCUUUUCUCCAGAUAGCAAAAUGCUCGUCUCUGCUGGAGGAUAUCUUAAGUGGUGGAAUGUUGUCACUGGGGAAUCCUUACAGACCUUCUAUACAAAUGGAACCAAUCUCAAGAAGAUACACGUGUCUCCUGACUUCAAAACAUAUGUGACUGUCGACAAUCUUGGUAUUUUAUAUGUUUUACAGGUUUUAGAGUAAAAUAGGUAAGCAUUAAUGUAAGUUGAACUCUUUAAUUUUGAAUUAGAAAAAAUUGUAGUGAAGCUAUGUUAUCAACUUUUUACAGAGCUGUGAAUUGUUUUGCAGUGUUGCAUUUAUUACAAAAAUGUUUGUUGUUGUAUGAAUGAUAUUAAUACACGUUUUCCCAGAUGGA